AUGGACGUCACGGCGGUGGGCGUCGGGCUGACGCCUGCGCAGCGGGACGAGACGAUGACGGAUCUGAGUUUCUUCCUGGACGAGUUCGGGUCCACGCGCGCCGCCCGUAUCAAGUUACAGGAGCAGCAGCGGGAGAUCGGGAUCCUCGAGACGCAAGUGCGAUAUCUCCUCAUGGAUCGGAACCGUGGCUUGCCUUCUCCCCAGGAGGAGGGCAAGACGACAGAUAGCGAGAACCAGUCGCCAGGCAAUUAUGAAUUUUCAGAGGAGAGUGUAGACGACACUAUGGCGGACUUGGACUUCUUUUUAAGAAUUUUCGGAUCCACUCGAGCGGUGCGUGAAAAACUUGAAAAUCAAGAACGGAAGGUCGUGGGGCUGCGACGCACCGUGCAAUGGUUCCAAGAUCGCAGAGGGGAAGAUGACGAUAGUGAUAGUGCUGGAUCAAGCGACGUGGAACGAUGGUAA
This is a messenger RNA of Phytophthora sojae, 462 nucleotides long. RefSeq lists its product as hypothetical. Bases 1 to 462 code for a protein of 153 amino acids. The record is from RefSeq and is a predicted model, not a curated record. NCBI's taxonomy places the organism in Eukaryota, Oomycota, Peronosporomycetes, Peronosporales, Peronosporaceae. The transcript has 2 exons.